CCAGGUAAUGACUGGAGUGGUGGUCUUCUUUCUUGGUGUUCUCCUCACCAUCAAUGACUACAAUUACCCUGCUAUUCUGGUCUAUAGUGGCAUCACCUACUGGGGGUCUUGCAUUUUCAUCAUUGCUGGAUCUCUGUCUGUUGCUGCGCAGGAUAAACUUCAUCCUUCUGUGGUCAAAGCCUCUCUUGGAAUAAAUGUGUUCAGUGCCAUAACUGCAGGACUCGCCAUUCUUCUGAUGUCCAUACAAUUAGCAGUAAUAUCAAUGAUGGAUCCAAGUUUAUAUGCUGAGUAUUUUAGUUUGCGGAUCGUUGGAGUAAUGCUGGUGUUCACCAUUCCUCAGUUCAUCAUCUCCAUCUGUGUCUCAGCAUUUGCCUGCAAAGCCUCCUGUAACACACACUCUACACUGGUCAAUGUGGCACUAAACUAG
Rhinichthys klamathensis goyatoka is the source of this 427-nucleotide messenger RNA. Its product is annotated as membrane-spanning 4-domains subfamily A member 4A-like. Gene Ontology annotation, cellular component: membrane. The transcript is spliced from 4 exons. The record is from RefSeq and is a predicted model, not a curated record. NCBI's taxonomy places the organism in Eukaryota, Metazoa, Chordata, Actinopteri, Cypriniformes, Leuciscidae. Bases 8 to 427 code for a protein of 139 amino acids.